Messenger RNA from Rhinopithecus roxellana (golden snub-nosed monkey), 282 nucleotides. Its product is annotated as protein cornichon homolog 4-like. Gene Ontology annotation, biological process: endoplasmic reticulum to Golgi vesicle-mediated transport. The coding region runs from base 1 to 282 and encodes 93 amino acids. The transcript is spliced from 2 exons. NCBI's taxonomy places the organism in Eukaryota, Metazoa, Chordata, Mammalia, Primates, Cercopithecidae. Gene Ontology annotation, cellular component: endoplasmic reticulum membrane; COPII-coated ER to Golgi transport vesicle. The record is from RefSeq and is a predicted model, not a curated record.
AUGGUCUUUGCCUUCUUUCUCCUCAGUUGCAGGCUCAUUUUUCUCUCAGUCUUCAUAAUUACAUUGUCUGAUUUAGAGUGUGAUUCCAUUAAUGCUAGAUCAUGUUACUCAAAAUUAAACAAGUGGGUAAUUCCAAGAUUGAUUGGCCAUACUAUUGUCACUGUAUUAAUGCUCAUUUUGUUACACUGGUUCAUCUUCCUUCUCAACUUACCUAUUGCCACUUGGGAUAUAUACAGAAAUACACAAUCAAGGACAGCAAAAGUAACACAUGAAAGACCAUAA